Messenger RNA from Diprion similis, 3037 nucleotides. RefSeq lists its product as uncharacterized. Bases 253 to 2805 code for a protein of 850 amino acids. Lineage: Eukaryota; Metazoa; Arthropoda; Insecta; Hymenoptera; Diprionidae. Gene Ontology annotation, biological process: regulation of transcription by RNA polymerase II. Gene Ontology annotation, molecular function: sequence-specific DNA binding; DNA-binding transcription factor activity, RNA polymerase II-specific. The transcript has 7 exons. Gene Ontology annotation, cellular component: nucleus. The record is from RefSeq and is a predicted model, not a curated record.
GUUGCGUUCGCACGAGUUGAGUCGCGGCGCAUCGUGUGACGUCAUCUAGAUGUUGGUGUUGUGUUGUGUUAUGGAAAUAGUGUGUUACAUACCACAUACAUACGUACUAAAUAAAAUCUUACUCCAAUUUGGUUUUUAAUGUACGUGUUAAGUGUUUAUUAAAGAAUGGCGGGUCGACAUAGAUGAGUGCAUAACCCAUGUCUUUGGUAGAAAUGGUUUAACCCGAAGACACCAGCUGUUCUGUAAAUAAUAAUGUCCCUGAAUUCAGAAAGAGAAGUUUGUGGUAAUAUGAUCGACGUGGGAAUGGACCAUAAAGAAAAUUUUCUCGAGUGUCAAAAAUCCUCAGAUUAUUUAUUCAUCUCAAACGACGAAAAAACCAUAGAGAACUCGAUGAUUGAAGAACAUUUUGAAAUGGUGAGGCAAGUUAAAACUGAAUUGGAGGAACCUCAAGUUUACUUUCAAGAAGCUCUUGAAACUUGCGAAGAAGUAACCGUUGAUUAUAAUGAUUCUUCUGUGUCUGUCCCACUUUCACCUCCGAUGUCCCCUAGAUCUGCAGCAAACGACAAAGACAAAUUGUCUAUGCAUUUGGAUUGUGAAGACGCCAAACGGUAUUACGUGGGAGAACGAGAAGCUGUACAGGAUGUAAUGGAUGAGGAUGAGGAAACAAUAGCAACAUUCAUAACAGCUGCUGGACAGCAACUUGCUCUUUAUGCUGUCGAAGACUCCGAAGAUGUAUUCGCUGUCGCCGUCUACGAUGAGUCUGGAGAACCACCCACAAAUUUUCAAUUUCUGAUGAAAUCCGAUGUAGAGAGAUUAAUAGGGGAAGGUGCUGUGAGAACAGUAAAAAAGCCUAAUCAAAUCAAAAGGCAGUUACUAACAACGCAGACGCCAGUAUUCACAUCCAGACAACAGCAAAUUCAGCACACUUCAAACCACGAUGAAUCUAUAUCUGAAGUGAAAUUUCGUCAGCAAAAAGCCUUACAACGGGCUUGUAACAAUAAUGCAGUAAUAAAUGAAAACUGUCAAACACUACUAGAUUCGAAUCGCGUCAGAGAAAAUUAUUCUCCGAAGCAGCCAAAUAAUGUUACUUAUCUUAUGAUGGAUGACGCUGCAAUGGGUGUGGUAAGCAAAUCAGGAGGUAGCCAAGAGUCUCUUGCAAGUGAGAGUGAAAUAGUUGAACAGUCGACAGUGCAAUAUAUUCUUUUAGAAGGCGAUCAGUCGGAUUCUGAAUUGACGUUUGAUGAAAUUCAAGCCACACUACAGGGUUUCAAUUUAUCGAAAAAUGGCAACAAAUCAGUUAAAAAGAAAAUAUUCGGUCACAAAUCUCCAGUGACUCAACGAAGUGAAAUACAACAUGUAGAUAAUACAAAUGACAUAAUCAAAUCUGAGACACAACCAAUUUUUAAUUCAAUUAAAAAUUGUUUGAACACAUCAAAUUAUAAUACUCCCACCAUAGAACGACAAAUUGAAACUAGAGUUAGCGAAAACUUUGAAGCAUUUGGAGAGGUUGGUUCAAGUACACUACCACGCAGUGUAACAUCUGAUACACCAGAACUUGGGCCAGGUGUAAGGGAAAAUACAAUUGAUAAAUUAUUAGAAAACACGUCCACCGCAUUUGUUGGCCCCAAAAUAAAUUCAAACGGUAUUGAUGGCAUUCAACAGUCAAUGAGUACAUUAGAACCAAACGUGCCUAAUCAAAAUAUUGAAAUACAACCUAGAAUAAAAAGGCCAAGAAAACAGCAACUUACCUCAGUCAACCGUGGUGACUCAGAGAUAAUUAUUCAACCGGCUCUAAUUGGAGCAGAAGAAGAAAAUAAUAAUAAAAAACGAGGGCGGCGGAAAAAAAAACCUGCACCAGACCCUGAUUAUAAUCCGCGGCCUAUCAGAUUAAAGAAAUCUAAAAAGGCAGCAAGGAAUCCCAAAGUGGAAAUAAUCGAAAUUGACAUAGAUGAAGAACACAGCUUGUCACAGGCAAAAAACGACAUUAUUGAGAUUACUAUUGAUGAUGGGAAAGAGAAAGGCUCAAGCGAUAAAGAAAACGAAAUUAUAAUGGUCAGAGACUCCGAUGAUGAGUCUCACGAUGCUCAGACAAAACCAAUACCUCCCGCUAUGCAGUGUGUACAUUGCUCACGAAACUUCCGGCAAAAAAGAGCACUUGAUACACACUCUAGGGUCUGUCCAAAAUUACGAAAUAAACUAAACAAGGCAAAUAUGAGCACACUUGAAAUGUCUGACUUAUUAAGUAAGGAUGAUUCGGACGUUAAACAAGUCGUUCAUAAAGAGUAUACAUGCAAAGUGUGCCAGGAGAAGUUCAAUGCCGUAGUUGUAUUAGCGAGGCACACACGUAUGGAACAUCCAAAGGCAUAUCGAAACAAGAGCAGUAAGGCUAGCGUAGAGGUGAAAUCAGUUGAAAAACCCAUCGACACGAUAAAGGAAACUAUUGAUAAAAGAAGAGUAACCCGAGUGAGUCAGAAAAAGAAAAUCCAAAGCUCAAACCAAACAUGGAGAUCAAAGAAACUGAAUUGCGACGAUUGCGGCCGAUGGUUUCCGAGUACCGCAAUACUCGCAGCGCAUUGUUUGCAACAUGCUACAAAAAAUUCUGAAAAACAAAUCCGUCAGUGCCACAUCUGUAAAAAGCUGAUUAAAACACGUUUAUUGUAUAUUCAGCACAUGAAGACGCACAUUAAAUCAACGAGAAAUACAAAACCUCCAACAACCGUACUACAGAAAAAAUUACGACAGCCAAGACAAGUUACAAGUAAAUUGACACCCGUUAAAAAACGAGGCCGUCCUCGGAAAUUUUGAUUCAAGUUUUAGUGUUACCAUCAACUUUACGCAGUUCGGAAAGGAAGUGUUUUCAUAUAAGAGAUACGUAACAACACUCCCCAAAUGCUGAAUUGCUAGUUACCUUGAAUAUCAAUUUGAUGCAAUUAAAUUCUACUUAUGUACAAAAUAUAUAGGUAUAGUAAUUUAUGAAUUCGAAUUGUUUGAUAACUAAUAAAAUAGUGGGACGUAGUUGCCCUGCAAUAUGUUGAAA